Messenger RNA from Thermothelomyces thermophilus ATCC 42464, 1304 nucleotides. RefSeq lists its product as uncharacterized. Gene Ontology annotation, cellular component: endoplasmic reticulum. Gene Ontology annotation, molecular function: ketoreductase activity. The coding region runs from base 92 to 1123 and encodes 343 amino acids. Lineage: Eukaryota; Fungi; Ascomycota; Sordariomycetes; Sordariales; Chaetomiaceae. Gene Ontology annotation, biological process: fatty acid elongation. The transcript has 2 exons. The record is from RefSeq and is a predicted model, not a curated record.
AGUUCCCAACAAUUUUAUCGGAACACGGACGCGCUCUACUUAGACCCUACCAGGCAUCAUCGGGUUCCAUUGGUUCGACGACUUUAGCAUCAUGGCGUCCAAUUUCGAUCUCCAGGAGACUUUGGAGAGAGCUGUCGAUCUCUGGGAGUCUCUGCCCAAAGCCGCUCAUUGGGCCUUGGCCGGCAUUGGAGCCAUCUACGUUGCUAGAGGGGUCCUGUCGUUUGUCCAACUGUUCCUUACCUGCUUUGUUCUCAGCGGCACCAAUCUUCGCAAGUAUGGCAAGAAGGGCACCUGGGCUGUGGUCACCGGAGCAUCCGAUGGUCUCGGCAAGGAGUUUGCCCACCAGCUCGCCGCUAAAGGCUUCAACUUGGUCCUCGUUUCUCGCACCCAGUCUAAGCUCGACGCUCUCGCCCGCGAAUUGACACUGAGGUGGUCCGGAUUUCAGGCCAAGACGCUCGCGAUGGACUACUCCAAAGACGAUGAUGCCGACUAUGAGCGCCUUGCCGAGCUGAUCUCGGGAUUGGAUGUGGGCAUCCUGAUCAACAACGUCGGACAGUCGCACAGCAUCCCCGUUCCGUUCCUUGAGACCAGCCGGGAUGAGCUCCAGAACAUCGUCACCAUCAACUGCCUCGGCACACUAAAGACCACGCAGAUUGUUGCGCCUAUCCUGACGAAGCGCAAGAGGGGCCUGAUUCUGACCAUGGGAUCGUUCGCCGGUUACAUGCCUACCCCUUAUCUCGCUACCUACAGUGGCAGCAAGUCCUUCCUGCAGCACUGGAGCAGUUCACUGGCGGCGGAGCUGAAGCCCCAGGGCGUCGAUGUUGAGUUUGUCAUCAGUUACCUGGUCACUACCGCCAUGAGCAAGAUUCGCCGUACUAGCUUGCUUAUCCCCAGUCCGAAGCCGUUUGUGCGCUCUGUCCUGGGAAAGGUUGGCCUGGGUUGGACGGAGAAGUUCACCAACACCUACACGCCGUGGUGGAGCCAUGCUAUCUUCAAAUGGGCUAUUGAGAACACGGUGGGCGCGACCAGCGGCAUAACUGUCUGGUUUAACCGAAGGAUGCAUCUGGAUAUCCGCGCUCGGGCGCUGCGGAAGGCGGAGCGGGAAGCUAAGAAGAAGCUGUAGGCAGAUAUGGUGGCGCCUCCCAAAGGAUGUCGUGUACAAUUUUUAGUGAACGAGGGCAGGAUGGAUGGGUGGCGCCGUAAUCAAUGAUAAUUAGCGAUACACAUCAGUGCAGCGUACACUUAAAUGGAACAAUCUGGAGGAUUUUCUGUCCAGCGUUUUGGCCACGACAGAAAACUUGGUU